AGUGGAAGCAAAGAGCCUGCCAGUUCUACAUCAGAAGUGUAUUUCAGGUCCGGCUUAGAGGAGGCUAAAGCCCAUCAGAAGGUACAAGCAAGAGUUCUGUCGCUGUGGACACUGCCACUUUGUGCCCAGCUCUGAAGCCUCAACUCUUGCCAGCCGGACCCCAGGCCCAUGUCAGUGACCCAUGAUGCCGCUCUCCAUGCCCUUCGGGAGGAGCAGGCCAGACUAAAGAGGAGGCUGCAGCAGCUGCAGCAGCGGAGGAGGGAAUUUGGGGACUUCCCUCACCACAACCAGGUCCCAUUCCCGGUGCCCUUGGUCCCCCUGGUGUUCCGAGGACACACUCAGCAGGGCACAGAAGGGUCCAAGCCUUUGGUUUCCAAACUAUGGAUCUGCUACCCUCUGCCUGGAGGCUCUGCUCUGGUCACCUUCGACGAUCCCAAGGUGGCCGAGAGGGUGCUGCAACAAAAGGAGCAUAAGAUCGACAUCGAUGAGUGCCGACUGCGGGUGCAAGUCCAGUCCUUGGAGCUGCCCGUGGUGACCACCAUCCAGGUGUCCACACAGAUAAGCAGGAGGAGUGUGCUGGUCAGUGGGUUUCCUGCAGGGCUCAGGCUGAGUGAGGAGGAGCUGCUGGACAAGCUAGAGAUCUUCUUUGGCAAGUCCAGGAAUGGGGGUGGCGAUGUGGAGAGUCGGAAGCUGCUGCAAAGUGGUGUCGUGCUGAGUUUCACUAAGGAUGCAGUGGCCCAGCACCUGUGCCAGGCUGGCCAGUUUACAGUGCCACUGGGCACGAAAAGCUUCCCUUUGAGAAUCUCUCCCUUCCUAAGUGGGGAGAUCCAGAAGGCUGAGGAAACUUGAUGUGAGCACAGAAGGAGGAACCCUCACCUUCCAGGAGCCCACCUUCCCCUCCACUCUCGGAGGCAACAUCCAGGACCCAGGGUUUGGCUUUUUAUUGACACAACACAAAGGCAGCUUCGGUAACAGUAACGGGGUGGGGUACACAAAAGCAGAAAUCGCCCUUCACACAUUUAGGCCUCAUUUAGACACUGAAGAGGCUGAGCCCCUCCCCCCACCUCCCAUUGGCAAUAGCUGGGCAGUAACCCUCCCUAAUUCCGUAUCAGAGAGCAGAGGGAGUUGUACCCCUGCGCCAGGAAGUCCCCACUUUGGUUCCGGUGGCCCAGGUCCUAACCACCCCCCUCCUUAUUCCCCUGUUCCAUCUCCCCACCCAUGUAAACAAAGUUUGGGGCUGAGUUUGAAAAGCUGCCCUCCUGCUCUGAGAAGGCAGUGGGCCUCCCUUGACUACACAAGAAAUGUGCUUCGAUUUUUUACUUUGGUCCCAGAACAAGAAACAGAUGGCAUUGCCUC
Molecule: messenger RNA, 1356 nt
Organism: Herpailurus yagouaroundi (jaguarundi)
Lineage: Eukaryota; Metazoa; Chordata; Mammalia; Carnivora; Felidae
Gene: IFI35
Product: interferon induced protein 35
Exons: 7
Coding region: 169-849 (226 amino acids)
Cellular component (GO): nucleus
Source: RefSeq, a predicted model, not a curated record